This is a messenger RNA of Brassica napus (rape), 598 nucleotides long. Its product is annotated as protein POOR HOMOLOGOUS SYNAPSIS 1-like. The transcript has 3 exons. The coding region runs from base 81 to 545 and encodes 154 amino acids. The record is from RefSeq and is a predicted model, not a curated record. NCBI's taxonomy places the organism in Eukaryota, Viridiplantae, Streptophyta, Magnoliopsida, Brassicales, Brassicaceae.
UCAAAUUCCAACUCAUUAGAGAAGCAAAAAAUAAAGGUGAAAAAAGAAAAUUUCAAAUCGGAGGAAAUAUCGGAAGGAAGAUGGCGGGAUCCCUAACUGCAUCAGUCCACCGCGGAAACGCGGAGGCUUCAGAAACUUCCCGAUGGCUAAUCAGCUUCGCUCGGUUCAUUCCGUUUCCGUCUUCUCCAUCUCCGUAUCCAGGACUCGUUCCUCUCGGGAAGAGGGAGCGGAGCUCGUCCCCCAUAGGGACGUGGCUGUCGACGUCCUUCUCGAAGGUGUAUCUCACUCUGGUGGACGAAGUGAACGGAUCCGAUGCGAUUCUCUCCGUCGAACUCGCCGGCAAAAUCCUCGAAGAACACUACAUUUCGAAGCUGAACUUCUCGUGGCCUCACAUGACGUGCGUUUCUGGGUUCCCAUCUCGUGGCAGCCGAGCGAUUCUCGUUAGCUACAUGGACUCUGAAAACGAGAUCCAAAAGUUCGCUUUAAGGUUCUCCACAUGUGAUGCAGCUGUGACCUUUGUAGCAGCGCUUAAGGUUAGCCAUUAGCUGCAAAGAGCUGCUUUAUACAUGUUGAUUUAGAUAGAGAUGAUGUCUCAUUU